UACCACUCCUAUGCGCAUAGUGGCAGGCGUGAGUCGCGCUAUCUGAAGUCUCUUCGACCAAACGUUGCCCUGUUGGGAAGUGCAUGUCGCCAGCAAGCCUGAUCCUGGACCAGCUGUGGACCAGCAGGGAACAGCUUUAGACCGAGUGAAGCCAGCUGGGGAUCUGUUGUCAAGAGGUCGGACGUGUGGGAGACUAAAGAAUGUCGGAGUCUGGAACGGCGCUGAUCCAAGGUGACUUUAACGUGGAUCUAAGUUCCCAGGAAAGUGUUGAAAAGACAGAUGUACCGGCAAAGAAGUGCCGCGUUACUCCCAUCCACCUUCGUCCAGAUCUGCUGCUUCCCUGCGCCGACCUGGUCAACUCCGAGUGGAAGAGGAGCCGAGCCGCCCGCGUUCACUCCCUGCAGAAAUCCUGCCCGGAUUUCCCCGUCUGCCUGCUGCUCCUCCUGCAAAGUCCCCGAGAGGCCGAGAGGCUGCUGGGACACGCCCGCCUCUCGAGGGUCGUGGGUCAGGACGACAGCCUGUUGGUGGAGUCGGUGGUGGUGUCCGAGGCGGAGCGGGGGCGGGGCUACGGCCGGACUCUGAUGGAGGAAACCGAGUUGUACGCCAGGGGCCGAGGGUUCAAGCGCCUGUGCCUGAGCACCCAUGACAAGCAGCGCUUCUACGCCCACCUGGGCUACACGCCGUCCGCCCCCGUGCAGAACGCCGGCGCCAUGGCCUCGUUUGUUCCCACGGAGACGCUGCUCAGGUUCUCCGGGGUGACAAACGGAGGGGUCGGGGUGCAGGAUCAAAGGGACGCUCCAGUUCGAGAUGGGACGAGUCUUCCUCCGCCUCCACCUCCGCCUCCGCCUCCACUCUCCUUCAUCCCUCCCCGGCCAGAAACUCCUUACAGAGACGUGAAGGGGAUGUCCGUUUUCUGGAUGCACAAAAACCUGUGAAGGAGACUUUGGGAGAAAGGAAAUUAUUGUCAACCAGGGGUCAGCAAACUUUUUGAAACCAAGAGCUACUUCUUGGGUACUGAUUAAUGCCAAGGGCUACCAGUUUGAUACACACUUCAAUACAUUGCCAAAAAUAGCCAA
This is a messenger RNA of Nerophis ophidion (straightnose pipefish), 1076 nucleotides long. Its product is annotated as N-alpha-acetyltransferase 80. The transcript is spliced from 2 exons. Gene Ontology annotation, biological process: protein acetylation. Gene Ontology annotation, molecular function: N-acetyltransferase activity; acetyl-CoA binding. The record is from RefSeq and is a predicted model, not a curated record. NCBI's taxonomy places the organism in Eukaryota, Metazoa, Chordata, Actinopteri, Syngnathiformes, Syngnathidae. Gene Ontology annotation, cellular component: cytoplasm. The coding region runs from base 201 to 935 and encodes 244 amino acids.